AAGUUUCCUCCAUACCAAACACUGUAGAGAGGGGGGGGAAAGCAAAAAGCCUGUCUUGGAAAAAGCUCAGUGUUCGUCUGUCUGCUCGGAGUCCGUGUGGAAUCUAAAACACCAACUUAUGGUGAAAUUAUGGCAAAUAAUGAAACACAUCCCUUGUUGCAGAUACUAAAAUCAUUUAAUCAAGGCGAUAUGAUCUUAGCCUUCUGUUUAUCUGUGCUUGUGGGCCUGCUGUUGGGUGCUCUGGUCUACGUUCUGCUGACCUGGGCCUCCCGGCGCAAGGCCACCGCCAUGAUCACCAGGCGCUCCAAAAAAAAGAGAUCUGGCACUUCACAAACAGCCAAUAGCAACCAGCUGGGCCUUUACAGGAGCACUUUUCUGAACGUCUACAGACAGCCCUCUCUGGAGCCAGUGGGCCCUCUGGGGAGUAAGCCCGGCGUGGAGUCCUCCACCUUUCGCCCAGUGGCCAAGAGAAGCAGGGCCGGCCUGGAGAUGGGAGAGGACACUCUGAUGCCUGAUGCUGAUGACACAGCGGCUUCGUCGGAUUCAGCAUCCCUUGUGCCAAACAAGAGACACUCCUUUUGGUUGGGCAACAACGGACUUAAAGGAUUCUUGCCCUCACAGACUCCCCCUCCUGCAUACGACAGUGUCAUCCACGCCUUUGAGGAGACCUGCACUUGAAUCUGUCUGCAUAAAUACAAGAGAAACUGAAAAAGGAGAACUUUCUGGGAUUACACAGGACUUUCUGACUGUACUCUGCUCUUCAGACCAUUUCUGACACUUUUCAGUCUAAAACAAUAAGAUGCUUCUACAACCGUCACGUCUCAGUAUAUUAUAUUAUGCAACUAACGAUGAUUUCCAUAGUCAAUUAGUUUGUGUGUUAUGUUCCUGGAAACUGGAACUCAAUGGUGGGCCACGGGCCAAAAGACUACACCUAUUUGUAUUGUUUAGAUGCGAUCCCAAGUUACCUUAAUUGAAUAUCCUUUUAGCUUUUACAUAGUUAACCCCUUAAAACCCACCUGCUGAUUGCAAUUGGGCUCAUUUCCAGUUAUAUCCAAUUCAUGCAAUUCUAAGAAUAUUUAGGAACCUCAGUACGCAGAAAUAUUCAAAUUCACCAUUUUUAGUAUAGGCGAAAAUAACACAUUUUUACUACAUUCAAAAAACUGCAUGGUUUUUGCUCCAAACGGCUUGUGAUUAUCAUGAAGUGGGUAUGUCUGUAAAG
Sebastes umbrosus (honeycomb rockfish) is the source of this 1219-nucleotide messenger RNA. It is a transcript of the gene myct1b, whose product is annotated as myc target 1b. The transcript is spliced from 2 exons. Lineage: Eukaryota; Metazoa; Chordata; Actinopteri; Perciformes; Sebastidae. The record is from RefSeq and is a predicted model, not a curated record. The coding region runs from base 130 to 678 and encodes 182 amino acids. Gene Ontology annotation, cellular component: nucleoplasm.